AUGUUUUGUUACGUCUUGUAUGCUGAAAAAUCUGUGAAGGGCCCUCUAAGAUUAUUUGUUACUGAUUUCACUUCAAGUCAGCAUAUUACAAACACUAGUUUCCCAAAGGACAUUGAAAUAGACGGUAGUUUUGUGAUUUACGAUGACAAAAUCUUAAGAAUUGACGUUUUUGAUGACAAGAUUGCUCUUAUAAGAAGAUUGUACACCGAAUAUUUUGGGACAGACUUCUUCGCAGACAUGGAAGAAGGAUUCGACUCUACAACACGUCGUUUCUAUGUACAUGAAAAGUUUUGGAUUAUUAAACCUGUAUUGUCCUUAAAAAAGUAUAACUCAACCACAGAGGCCAGAUUAAAAAGAGUUUCAUUUGUAUCCAAACAAGACACACAUCCAUCUCUUCAGAGGCUCUAUCAAAGAUUCGAGGAGCUUCCACAUAGAUAUUUACAUCGACAGCGUGAUAGAAUUAAUGCUGCGUUACCAAAAGAGUUCGUUUCGAAGUUCUUGGAUGGUGAUUCCUCACAUUUUUCUGGGCAGGAGGUCCAGCAAUCCCUGCAGAGACAGAUUAAAAGAGAGUCUGAUUCAGACGAUAUAAUUCCAGAUACUUUAUUUGCAGAGGACUAUGUGAACUCCGAUUCUGAAGCUAAUGCUAGUCAUCAAAUAGGUUGGGGCUCUGACCAUAAUAAUAAAGAAAGCAUUUAUUCAAUAUGUGCAUUAAAUAGUAUGUCUCCUAAUGGCUGUGACAAUAAGAUCUUUAAUAUCAUUGGAUAUAUAGUUGCAUCUUUCCCUGAAGACUGGUCUUACAUUUGCUCGAAGGGAUAUCAAUUGAAUACUAUCAAGGGCGAAUACGAAACAACUGAUCCACUCUUGAGGCACUUGGAAUUGCUCAUUACUGACGUUUUUCCUUCUAUCGAUUCUUCUUUGGCCUUGUCGAGCAAGAAUUCCCUCCUGAUAUUUCUCGAUGGGCCACAAUUAUCAGAGAUGUUGGGAUUACUGAAUGUUGAAUCAAUUUAUACUAGAAUCCAUAGCGCUAAUGAAAAGUUCCAUGAAAUAAGAAAUAUCCCUUUAAAAAUGGUGCUUUAUAAAAAGAAGUUGCAAAUUAGUCAGAAUAAGUAUUUGACAGUGUGGACAGCUAAGAACUUAAAACUAAACGUAAUAUGA
Messenger RNA from Priceomyces carsonii, 1155 nucleotides. RefSeq lists its product as uncharacterized. The transcript has a single exon. Lineage: Eukaryota; Fungi; Ascomycota; Pichiomycetes; Serinales; Debaryomycetaceae. The record is from RefSeq and is a predicted model, not a curated record. Bases 1 to 1155 code for a protein of 384 amino acids.